This is a messenger RNA of Anolis carolinensis (green anole), 958 nucleotides long. RefSeq names its product peptidylprolyl isomerase like 3 (gene ppil3). The transcript has 7 exons. The coding region runs from base 1 to 747 and encodes 248 amino acids. NCBI's taxonomy places the organism in Eukaryota, Metazoa, Chordata, Lepidosauria, Squamata, Anolidae. Gene Ontology annotation, biological process: protein folding; protein peptidyl-prolyl isomerization. Gene Ontology annotation, cellular component: catalytic step 2 spliceosome. Gene Ontology annotation, molecular function: peptidyl-prolyl cis-trans isomerase activity. The record is from RefSeq and is a predicted model, not a curated record.
AUGGGAAAGCUUCCAGCUGGUGCACGUUUUGCAGCUGAAUGCAAGGCGGAAAGGGGGCGUGGCCUAGCCCUUGGAGCGGGGGCGGGGCCUCACCAGGAAGUAGGAGAAGGAGGAGGAGAACAAGCAAGAGGAAGGGGGCCUUUUGGCGGGAAGGAGAAACUCUUCAGGUGGCUCUGCUCUGAAUUCCUAGUCUGCACAGAUGGUGAGGCUGGUUGUUUCAAUAUCUUCUUCCUAACUGCUUGCAAGGUAUUCCUUGAGAAACAGGCUGUGACUCUGCACACUGAUGUGGGAGAUAUUAAGAUAGAACUGUUCUGUGAACGGACACCUAAGGCUUGUGAAAAUUUUCUGGCUCUCUGUGCUAGUAACUACUACAAUGGUUGUAUUUUCCAUCGGAAUAUCAAAGGCUUUAUGGUGCAGACAGGAGAUCCAAUGGGCUCCGGGAAAGGAGGAAAUAGCAUUUGGGGAAGAAAAUUUGAAGAUGAAUACAGUGAAUACUUAAAGCACAGCGUUCGCGGAGUUGUUUCUAUGGCAAAUAAUGGUCCAAAUACAAAUGGAUCUCAAUUCUUCAUUACCUAUGGCAAACAGCCACAUCUGGACAUGAAAUACACUGUGUUUGGGAAGGUAAUCGAUGGUUUGGAUACUCUAGAUGAACUGGAGAAACUGCCAGUAAAUGAAAAGACCUUCCGCCCAUUGAAUGAUGUUCAUAUUAAAGAUGUCACAAUGCAUGCCAAUCCUUUUGCCCAAUGACUGCUGUGUUCUUACAGUAGGAUUCUGAAAGGCUGUGGGUGGCCCUGUAAAGGAAGAUAGGUCCUUGCAUUCCCUCAUGGAAAGAGGGACUUGACAAGAUUUUUCUCAUACCCACAUUGCACAGUUCAGAGAAGCCCAUUUUGAUUUGCUGCAUUUAUUUAUGAUAAAGCUGGAAAAGGCACAAAGUAAAAAUAAAUUUUACACAUUUUUA